Molecule: messenger RNA, 372 nt
Organism: Arabis nemorensis
Lineage: Eukaryota; Viridiplantae; Streptophyta; Magnoliopsida; Brassicales; Brassicaceae
Source: the annotation of a GenBank genome assembly
AUGAGGGCAGAAUCUAAGACUUUAGAUCAUCUGAGUGAGACGACCAAUAUUCAUCAAGGAUCUGAUUUUCAACUGCGGGGUGAAACAAUGAAGACAGUUGCUGAGACUUCAGAAAGAGUAUACAGGCGUGCUAGACCAGAUGAAGACACUGCUGAGAACACAAGUAAUCAUGGAACAAUGAGGGCAGACUCUAAGAUCUCAAAAAGAGUAAACAGGCGUGCUAGACCAAGCCGGGCUAGACCAACGCGUGCUGGACAAAAUGAAGACAAUCAUGAGCUUUUUGGAGAAGUCCGUGUACGUAAUCUGCCUCGUCGUGCUAGAGCUAGGAUUGCCCCUAUCGUUCUUCCUCGUCAUCUUCAUCAAUUUUAUUAA